AGUUGCAGGGGGGACGUUUUAUGUGUGACACUAUAUACCGGAAAGAGACGGGUGGCUAGUUUUGCAUAUGAGAAUUAUACUCGUUAUAAUGUUGCGCAAAUAUACACAUUUAAGCGUCUACUCUUUGCGGUUCAGGAAGUAAAGAACUAGAAUGAAAUACAACUUUCUUGACCAAAAGAGGAGAACGAGCGACAAAGUCAUCUACUGGAGGCUGUUUUUAAGAAACAUCUACUCAGGUUGUGUGACAAAAGGCAGCAGCAGGAUUGGAACUCCAGGAUGGAACACAUUAAAGAAGAAGCAGGUGAGCCGCAGCCACUCUCCAUUAAAGAGGAAGAGGAGGAUCACCGCAUCAGUCAGGAAGGAGAAGAUCUUGAAGGACUGGAGGAGUUCCCGGUGAUUGUUGUCACCUUGAAGAGCGAAGAUAAUGAAGGUCAAAGUGAGGAGAAUAAAGACGUGGAGCCUCCGAGCAGCAGCAGCUCAACUCAACACAUAACAGAAGCUGAUGGAGACCACGGCGGAGGAUCAACAGGACAUGACCUCUUAGCUCCGCUAUCAGAUAGCGACGACACAACGUCACACACUCCGGACACUGAUGACGAAGACUCUGAUAUGACCGACAACACACGCUGGAAAUGCUCUCAGUGUGACAAAACUUUUGUUCACAAGAGAAAUCUGAAAAUGCACAUGAGGCAUCACACAGGCGAGAAACCUUUCACCUGCUCGGUUUGUGGCAAAAGAUUCAUCGCUAAGUCCAUUUUGAAAUCACACAUAACGGUGCACGCAGUCGAGAAACCAUUUCCUUGCACAGUGUGCGGGAAAAGAUUCUCACAGCGGUCAAAUUUCAACGUUCACACCAGAUUGCACACUGGAGAGAAACCUUUUCCUUGCUUGGUGUGCGGGAAAAGAUUUUCCCUGCAGUCGCAUUUGAAAGUCCACACAAGAGUACACCUCGGAGAGAAACCAUUUCCUUGCACGGUGUGCGGGAAAAGAUUUUCCCAGCAGUCGCAUUUGAAACUUCACACUAGAGUACACACCGGAGAGAAACCGUUCCCUUGCUUGGUGUGUGGUCGAAGAUUCUACGAUCAGAGUCAUUUAAAAAGACACACAAGAACACACACUGGAGAGAAACCUUUUUCCUGCGCCGUUUGUUGUCAAAGUUUCUCCAAGAAGAUAUCUUUGGUAAGACAUACAAGAACACACGCGGGAGAAAACAACUUUUCUUGUUCAGUGUGUGGUCAGCAAUUUACAAAUAGCACAAAUUUGACUGAACACGAAAGGAUUCACACCGGGGAGAAACAUGAAACCUUUUCAAAGGACGCAUCCAGCUGGAUUGCGAAGAACACGAUCGGGAAAUAUGAGACCUCCUUAAGAUCCAUCCAGUUUUGUCCGCGUAUCCGGGUCAGGGUUGCGGGGGCAGCAGUCUCAAGCCCAGACUUCCACCACCUCUUCGAUGUCUUUGUCUUCUUGUGUCCUACAGACGCCAGUGAGGAACAUCUUCCCCCUGAGCAGCAGGAGCGGAACCCCAGGAUGGAACGCAUGAAAGACGAAGAGGGUGAAUCACAGCACCCUCACAUUAAGGAGGAGCCACAGCCCCCGCAUAUGAAAGAGGAGGAAGAGCCACAGCCUCCCAACGUGAAAGAGGAAGAGGAGCAUCACAUCAUCGGUCAGGAUGGAGAGCAUCUUGAAGGAGUGCAUGAGUUCCCGGUGAUUGUUGUCCGUGUGAAGAGUGAAGAUGAUGAAGAUCAAAGUGAGGAGAAUAAAGAGGUGGAGCCUCGGAGCAGCAUCUCAACUCAACACAUAACAGAAGCUGACGGAGACCACGGCGGAGGAUCACCAGCACAUGACCUCUUAGCUCCACUAUCAGAUAGCGACGACACAACGUCACGCUCCCCUGACACUGAUGAUGAAGACUCCGAAGCGGAUAUGACCCGUCACAGCGACGACACACGCUGGAAAUGUUCUCAAUGCGACAAAACGUUUCUUAGCAAGGGACAUCUGAAAAUGCACAUGAGACACCAUACAGGAAAGAAACCUUUCGCCUGCUCCGUUUGCGGUAAAAGUUUCAUCGCUAAGUCCAUUUUGAAAACACACAUAGUCGUGCACACUGGAGAGAAACCUUUUCCUUGCACAGUGUGCGGUAAAAAAUUCUCCCAGCGGUCGUAUUUGAAUGUUCACACGCGAGUGCACACUGGAGAGAAACCUUUUCCUUGCUCGGUAUGCGGCAAAAGAUUCAUGGUGAAAGGCGUUUUGAAACAACACACACGAGUGCACACUGGAGAGAAACCGUUUCCUUGCACGGUGUGUGGCAAAACGUUUUCCGAGCAGUCGCAUUUGAAAGUUCACACUCGAGUACACACCGGAGAGAAACCUUUCCCUUGCACCGUGUGCGGGAAAAGCUUUUCCCAGCAGUCGUAUCUGAAAGUCCACACAAGGGUACACAUUGGUGAGAAACCAUUUCCUUGCACAGUGUGCGGAAAAAGAUUUUCCCAGCAGUCACAUCUGAAAGUUCACAGUCGAGUGCACACUGGGGAGAAACCUUUCCCUUGCACGGUGUGCGGUCGGAGAUUCUACGAUCAAAGUCAUUUCAAGAGACACGCAAGAACUCACACUGGAGAGAAACCUUUUUCCUGCGCCGUUUGUGGCCAAGGUUUCUCUAAGAAGACAUCUUUGUUAGGACACACAAGAACACACACACGAGAAAACAACUUUUCUUGUUCCGUGUGUGGUCAGCAAUUUAGAAAUAGUACAAAUUUGGCCGAACACAAAAGCAUCCACACUGGGGACUAACUUGAAAACCUUUGAAUAGACACAUCCUGUUUGAUUGCAAAGAACACAAUAGUACAGUAAACCUCGCAUAUAUCGGAUUCAAUUGUUCCCACUGGUUUUGUCCGAUAUAAGCGAAAUCCGUUAUAUGCGUAUACCGGAAAAUGUCCGUUUUACGCAUACAUCGGAUUUAUAUCCGGUAUAUGCGUAAAUCGGAUUUUAUCCGUUAUAAAAAGGCACUUCCUUGACUCAGGCAACGCUGCAAACGCUGCAAAUGACGUCGUAUAGCGGCCUGUCACGAUUCGGAUUCGAAUCGGAGCGCCACGAUGCGGCCAUCCGAUAUAUGCGAGGGAAAUUUAAUGGAAAUGCAUCGGAACGGGACUGGAGAUGUUGUCCGAAAUAGACGAAAUCCGUUAUAAAAAAUCCGAUUUUUUAUUGGAAAUGCAUUACAGAAAAAUCGCUUCUUUUUUUUUCUGUCCGUUGUGAGCGAAUUUCCGAUAUAUCCGAGUCCGAUAUAUCCGAGGUUUACUCUAGAAGUAAGAAUAAGCAACACAUUAAAAAAAAACAUUGCUAACUAACAAUUUUUGUUUUAUCAAUCACUUUUCUUUUUUAAUAAAAGAAACACACACAAGAGGUUCAAACUGGUUUGAUUCCCGGCCAGGGUUUCUUCUGGAAGGGGCAUAACAAUGCCAGCUAAAACACAACAACAACAACAAAAUGGUUGUUUUUUGGUUGCUAUGAGAAC
Doryrhamphus excisus (bluestripe pipefish) is the source of this 3508-nucleotide messenger RNA. Lineage: Eukaryota; Metazoa; Chordata; Actinopteri; Syngnathiformes; Syngnathidae. The record is from RefSeq and is a predicted model, not a curated record.